AUGUCGACCCCACAUAAAGCGAGACCAACCUCUCCCCUCUCGCCGCAGCUCAUAACUAGCGUCUACCUCCCUUCCGCUGUCGUACUCAUUGGAGUUGGGAUAGCCAAGAUCGAAUGGCUGCCGUUCGCUGCAGUGAUACCGAUCGUUCUGAUUGCUUUACAGUUCUACGGCAACGUCGUCAAAAAGGCGCUGAGACCGGACAUUUUCCAAGAGUUUAAGCUCCAAAAGAAAGAUGUGAUCUCACACAAUGUCGCAAUCUACCGCUUCUCCCUCCAGACUCCAACCCAUAUUCUCGGCCUUCCCAUCGGUCAACACAUGUCCUUAGCUGCCACGCUCGAUGUCAACGGCCAGCAAAAAGAGGUGGUUCGCUCAUACACGCCCAUAUCGUCGGACGAAAACCCUGGCUACUUCGACCUCCUCAUAAAGUCUUACCCCCAAGGCAACAUCAGUCAACACCUAACGACGCUCCAGUUAGGAGAUACGAUGAAAGUGAAGGGUCCAAAAGGCGCGAUGGUGUACACACCGAACAUGUGUAAACGGAUUGGUAUGAUUGCAGGUGGCACAGGAAUCACGCCAAUGCUGCAGGUCAUCCGGGCGAUCGUUCGAGGGCGGCCAAGAAAUGGAGGCAACGAUCACACCCAGGUCGAUCUGAUCUUUGCGAAUGUCAAUCCGGAGGACAUCCUUUUGAAAGAGAAUUUGGAUACUCUGGCGAAGGAGGAUGAGGGUUUCAGAGUCCUCUAUGUUCUGAACAACCCCCCCGAGAAAUGGGAAGGAGGCGUGGGAUUUGUCACGGCUGAUAUGAUUAAGGAACACCUGCCUGCCCCAGGUCUUGAUAUGAAGCUGUUGAUGUGCGGGCCACCACCUAUGAUUAGUGCGAUGAAAAAGGCCGCGGAGUCUGUAGGGUAUACGAAGCCACGAGCUGUCAGUAAGCUGGAGGAUCAAGUCUUCUGCUUCUGA
Bacidia gigantensis is the source of this 957-nucleotide messenger RNA. It is a transcript of the gene CBR1, whose product is annotated as NADH-cytochrome b5 reductase. The record is from RefSeq and is a predicted model, not a curated record. Gene Ontology annotation, cellular component: endoplasmic reticulum. Gene Ontology annotation, molecular function: oxidoreductase activity. Bases 1 to 957 code for a protein of 318 amino acids. The transcript is spliced from 4 exons. NCBI's taxonomy places the organism in Eukaryota, Fungi, Ascomycota, Lecanoromycetes, Lecanorales, Ramalinaceae.